CCUCAGCGUGCUUGGAUCUUCCGCCUGCCGCUGGACGGCCGCCACCUCCUGCUCGCCUCUGCCCGCAGCCCCUCCGUUCCUUCUCUGGGAGUCGCGCAUCCGAAGAUGGCGGCGUACAAAUUCCUGCUGUCGCCUCUCGGCCGCCGCAUCCUCCUUCCCGCCGCGCGGGCACGGGGCGCCGAGGCUUUUGGAUGCUAUUUUUCUACCAGCUGUCAUCGCAACACCAAAUUUUAUACUGAUCCUGUUGAAGCUGUAAAAGAUAUACCCAAUGGGGCAACUAUACUUGUUGGUGGUUUUGGACUGUGUGGGAUUCCUGAAAAUCUCAUUGGGGGUUUACUGAAGACUGGAGUAAAGGGUAUUACAGCAGUCAGUAACAAUGCAGGUGUUGACAAUUUUGGACUUGGUCUUCUGCUUCAGACUAAGCAGAUAAAACGCAUGGUAUCAUCAUAUGUUGGAGAGAAUGCUGAAUUUGAACGCCAGUAUUUAUCUGGUGAGCUUGAAGUUGAACUUACACCUCAGGGUACACUUGCUGAACGUAUUAGAGCAGGAGGAGCAGGAAUCCCAGCGUUUUACACCAGUACAGGUUAUGGGACACUGGUGCAGGAAGGGGGGGCACCUAUCAAAUACAAUUCAGAUGGCACCAUUGCUAUUGCUAGCCAACCAAGAGAGGUGCGAGAGUUUGAUGGUCGUCACUUUAUUCUGGAAAAGUCCAUUACAGGAGAUUUUGCUCUCGUGAAGGCAUGGAAGGCUGAUCGUGCAGGAAACAUCAUUUUCAGGAAAACUGCUAGAAACUUCAAUCAACCAAUGUGCAAAGCUGCCAAGACAACUGUGGUGGAGGUGGAAGAAAUUGUUGAUAUUGGAGCAUUUGCACCAGAAGAUAUUCAUGUUCCCAAAAUCUAUGUUGAUCGCCUGAUACAGGGAGAGAAGUUUGAAAAGAGAAUUGAACGCUUAUCAAUCCGAAAGCCUGAAGACUCAAAAGCCAAACAAAAGGCAGGAGAUAAUGUGAGGGAGAGGAUCAUCAGACGGGCUGCUUUAGAGUUUGAGGACGGCAUGUAUGCUAAUCUGGGUAUUGGAAUCCCCUUGUUGGCCAGUAACUUCAUCAGUCCAGACAUAACUGUUCACCUACAGAGUGAAAAUGGAGUCCUAGGUUUGGGUCCUUAUCCACUUGAAAGUGAAGUUGAUCCAGACCUGAUUAAUGCAGGUAAGGAGACAGUCACUGUUCUUCCUGGUUCUUCUUAUUUCUCUAGUGAUGAAUCAUUUGCAAUGAUAAGAGGAGGCCAUGUUGAUUUGACAAUGCUUGGAGCUAUGCAGGUGUCUAAGUAUGGUGACCUGGCCAACUGGAUGAUUCCUGGUAAAAUGGUGAAGGGAAUGGGAGGUGCCAUGGACCUGGUAUCUAGUGCCCAGACAAAAGUGGUUGUCACCAUGGAGCACUCAGCCAAGGGCAACGUCCAUAAAAUCUUGGAAAAAUGCAGUUUACCACUUACUGGGAAGCAAUGUGUAAAUCGCAUCAUUACAGAGAAGGCUGUGUUUGAUGUGGACAAGAAAAAGGGACUCACCCUUGUGGAAAUCUGGGAAGGACUGUCAGUGGAUGAUAUCAAGAAAAGCACUGGCUGUGACUUCACAGUUUCACCAAAACUGAUACCAAUGAGGCAGAUUUAAACCUGCAGCAGAAUCUGGGCAUGACUUGCUAGAAGGCUUGUUUCGAAAUGGAAGCUCAGUGAAGAGGAAUCGAUGACUGUUUUGCAGUUUUAAUUUUUUCUUUCUUUCUUUCUUUUCUUUUUUUAUUUGAUUUAAGGGCUUUGUAGGUAGUUUCCAGAUAGUUAAGCUCAGGCUGUGAUUAUCAGCCUAAGUGGAAUUUUUCUUCCAUAGCAUUACCAAUUUUAAUGGAAUUGUGCGUAUAUUCCCAAGAUUUCAAAUAAUGUUAUACUAAGAAGUUAGUGAACAUUGUCAGAAAAAAAUGCCUUGUAGUCUCACUGCCAAAUAGUACAUUUUUUACAGAGAUUCACAAAAUGACCAUGCAAUCUUAAAAUUGCCUCUGCUUUUGCUGAUGUCACUGAACUUACAGAUCACCCUAUCAUUCUGUAACUACAGCACUAUGUUCUUUCUCUUCUAAAGGUGUGGGUUUUCUUGUGGAGCGGCGUAUAGCAAAUGCAUGCAGCUAAAGAAAGACAUCAGUAAUGUGGACUUCUCUUUUCCUGAACUUUUGAAUAAGUCUUUGACAAAACUUUUUGUAUCAAUGGAAACAUUUGGGUCCUUAGCCCUGAAUGUAUCUGCUGUUUCCUCUGUGUCUGCUGUCAUUAAGACACCUCCCAGAGUCCACCUCUAACCCUUCUGUUUAAACUGUACAAGCUAAAAUGGGGAUAGUUUGCAGGAGGAAGAUAAAAUGUCUCUGUCCCCCUGCAGACAAUUGAUUAGCUGUACAGCUGUUCCAUCUGAACCCACUCUUAAUGCAGUUAGAAUCCUUCUUCCAACCUCCAUUCAAAGGCAAAUGAAGACUGUUUCUGGAGUGAGGUUUGUUCUUCCAGUGUUACACAGAGAUGCAGGGGACAAAAAUGUUGUGGGCAUCUGGGAGAUUUCUUCAGAAGGUAAUACAGUUGAUUAAAAGCAAAAACAAUAACUUUGCACCACUUGCUGAUCAGAGAAUCAGCUACAGAGUUUGGAACCCAAACUCAUGAUAACUAGAAGGCAUACCAUGAGACAAUCAAAGUAUAAGUCAGGUUCUGCUAUUUGAUUCAGAUCUUAUUUUCUGUUCUUAAUUAUGGACAACCAUUUCUACAAAUCAGUAACGUAGUUAUGACUGCACUAGAUCUCACCCCUUAUUAGCACAAUAGGUCUUCCUUAUACAGAGCGUGAAUUGAUGGGAAAUAUAUACUUACUAAGAUAGUGUCAUUUCCAGAUAGGAUGAUUUCUGUCAUUCAUCUAAAUAGGAACACCUAAAGCCCUUCAGUGAAAAUAAUUCCUGAUGUAUGUUUUAUGUCAGAACAGGAACAGAUUAAGUGACUAAAAAUGUGUAAACAGUAUAUGCAUGAAGAAAUAUGCCUUUCAUAUAUGCAAUAGGCAGUGUUGGGAUAUGGUCAUAGAAUCAUGGAAAGGUUUGGGUUGGAAGGGACCUUUAAGAUCGUCUUGUUCCAACCCCUGCUAUAGGC
Molecule: messenger RNA, 3146 nt
Organism: Centrocercus urophasianus (Greater sage-grouse)
Lineage: Eukaryota; Metazoa; Chordata; Aves; Galliformes; Phasianidae
Gene: OXCT1
Product: 3-oxoacid CoA-transferase 1
Exons: 17
Coding region: 106-1659 (517 amino acids)
Biological process (GO): ketone body catabolic process
Cellular component (GO): mitochondrion
Molecular function (GO): succinyl-CoA:3-oxo-acid CoA-transferase activity
Source: RefSeq, a predicted model, not a curated record